Anoplophora glabripennis (Asian longhorned beetle) is the source of this 1679-nucleotide messenger RNA. RefSeq names its product cytochrome P450 4C1-like. The transcript is spliced from 11 exons. NCBI's taxonomy places the organism in Eukaryota, Metazoa, Arthropoda, Insecta, Coleoptera, Cerambycidae. Gene Ontology annotation, molecular function: monooxygenase activity; iron ion binding; heme binding. The record is from RefSeq and is a predicted model, not a curated record. Bases 1 to 1644 code for a protein of 547 amino acids.
AUGGAUUUAAAUCUGGUGAUCGAGGAGGCCAAGCCACCGGUCCUCCUCUCCCUAUCCAACGAUUUUCGAAAUUCGCUAUUUCUGUGCCAUGGAAGAAACUUUUCAACUGGUGUAAAGAAACAAAACUUCAAAGCAGGCACUUGGAAAACUCAGGAGAUUCUGCUGGCAACCCUGGUCUGUAUCCUAUUGAUCUGGUACUUGCAUUUUCUGUGGAGCAGAAGGAAGCUCUACCAUUGCUCCAGAAGACUGCCGGGACCAUCUGUUCUGACUCUGUUAGAAUGUUUUCUACGUUGCAUAAUAAAUCCACACAGUUUAUUCCCCUUCGCAAUGAAGUUGUGCGACGAAUAUUCAGGCAUAUUUCGAGUCUGGUUCGGCCCUAGGUUGUUCCUUGUUACAAGUGAACCUAAACACUACGAAAUACUGCUAGCGCAUUGUUUGAGCAAGGACAAAUGGUAUAACUUCGGUGAACAAGCCGUAGGUCAUGGGCUGUUCAAUGCUCCCUUAAAAACGUGGAAGAAGCAUAGGAAGAUCAUAAUGCCGACUUUUAACCAGAAAAUCCUAGAUGGGUUCGUGGAGAUCUUCUCUGAGCAGUCGCAAAUUUUGGUGGAGCAAAUGGAAAAGUUUGCGGGAAAAGGGGAAUUCGAUGUCUUCGAAGAAUUGAUAACGAAGUGCACAGUUGACAUUAUCUGUGAAACUGCUAUGGGGGUGAAGGUCAGCAAUCAGACAACUGAUGAUAGGCCUGUUUCGAAAUGGAUCGACAGGGUGUUGGAAAACAUGUUUGUUCGAAUGUUUGUGUUUCAUUACCAUUUCGACGCCAUUUUCAAUCUGGCAGCCAGGUCGAAGGGCGAUCGAGCUGCUCUAAAAAAUUUCCAUGAUUUUUCUGGUUCGGUGAUCAAGGAGAAGAAACAAUUGCUCGACAAAGCCAGAAAGCAACGCAAAGACUCUGAAGAUUUUGUCGAAGAACGCAAGGGGAAAGUAUUUUUAGAUUAUUUAUUGGAAAUUACUGCCGAUGGGAACCAGUUCACUGAGCAAGAAUUGAGAGAUGAGGUUAACACUUUCGUAAUAACUGGUUCCGACACAACAGCGUCGACAAUUGCGUUCGUUCUGAUCAUGCUCGGACUUCACAAAGAACUGCAGGAAAAAGUGUAUGAAGAAAUUAUUGAAGUGGUAGGUCCAAAAAGGACUGUGGAAAAGGAUGAUCUGCCCAAACUCUGUCACAUGGACAGAUUCAUUAAAGAAACCCUCAGGCUAUUCCCGGUGGCAGGUUUUAUUGCCAGGGCCACUGAAGAAGAAGUCGAUCUCGGGGACCAAGUGAUUCCAGGAGGAGUUUCGGUGGUUUUUAUGAUUCUCAGCACCCACACCAACAAAAGAUUCUGGCCAGAUCCGUUCAAGUUCGAUCCGGACCGAUUUCUACCGGAAGAAGUCGAGAAAAGACACCCUUGCGCCUAUAUACCCUUUUCCUACGGUCGUAGGAACUGCAUAGGAAUGAAGUACGCCAUGAUGUCCAUGAAGACACUUCUGGCGACGGUGAUGAGGAAAUUCAAGUUCGACACGUCCUAUAAGAGUGUCAAGGAGAUCGAGUUGAAGUUUAAUACCGUAAUGAGACCUAAAGAUGGAUAUAAGCUGUCUCUGGAGCCAAGAUAAUUCAUUGCUAUAUAAUAAACUUUAUUAUCAAGGUC